AUGGAGAAUGCUAAUGGGACCACACUUAAGGAAUUUGUUUUGCUUGGAUUUGGAUUGGAUGCCUCGAAGCAGUAUAUAAUCCUCAUCUUUUUCGUACUUCUUUAUGUGCUCACUUUAGUGGAAAAUGUCACCAUUAUCACGGUGGUGCUUCUAGAUGCUCAGUUGUCCCAACUUCCCAUGUACAUCCUGCUGAGUAAUUUCUCCUGGAUGGAGAUAUGCUACGUGACCACCACUGUGCCCCGGAUGCUCUUUGACUUGACUUCUUCUCAUGGCAUCAUCUCCAUCCAGGCUUGCUUAACUCAGUUCUAUGUGCUAUUUUCUCUUGGAACAACAGAAUUCUUCUUCCUCUCAGCCAUGGCUUUUGAUCGGUACCUGGCCAUCUGCCACCCAUUGCAUUACACCCAAAUUAUGACUCCGAAUUCUUGCUAUGCUCUGGUGGCAGCUUGUUGGUUCCUUGGCUUUCUGGGAUACAUUGUCCCAGUGACUUUGAUCUCAACGUUGUCCUUCUGUGGACCGAACAUCAUUGACCAUUUUUUGUGUGAUCCUGGACCAAUCCUGUCCUUGGCUUGUCCUCCAGUUGGCAACAUUCCUCUUCUCUGCCAAAUAGUCAUAAACACUCUGUUUUUAGCCAAUGUCUUGUUUGUUGUUAUUUCAUAUGGCAUUGUAAUUUUCACUCUGAUGAAAUCAUCCAACCAAGGGAGCCGUAAGAAAGCCUUCUCCACCAUAUCUAUGCAUCUGUUGGUGGUGACCCUUUUCUAUGGCUCGGUUGGGGGGAUGUACUUAAUUCCAAGUGGAGAGAACCAGUCUGAGUUCACCAAGGCAAUAACUCUUUUCUAUACAACCAUCACACCUUUUGUCAAUCCCUUGAUCUACUGUCUGAGGAACGGUCAAGUGAAAGAGGCACUAAGGAGAAUUAUAAGACGGAUAUUUGUGAAAGCCACAGUUGAAAAAAGACACAGAUCAGAGAGGUAG
This is a messenger RNA of Anolis sagrei ordinatus, 972 nucleotides long. Its product is annotated as olfactory receptor 11H6-like. Lineage: Eukaryota; Metazoa; Chordata; Lepidosauria; Squamata; Anolidae. The record is from RefSeq and is a predicted model, not a curated record. Gene Ontology annotation, molecular function: olfactory receptor activity; G protein-coupled receptor activity. Gene Ontology annotation, biological process: G protein-coupled receptor signaling pathway. Gene Ontology annotation, cellular component: membrane.